AUGCUGUUCUAUGCGUUUCCUUAUUUAUCUCGUCUUGACUCCUCCUUCUCCUCCCAGACACACAAAAUUCAACUGGGGGCUUUCAAUUUGUCUGCCCAAAGACAGGCCGUCACCUUGCCCGUGCGAAUUGAACACGUCAUGGGAGCGCCGACUGAUACCUGUCACGCCCUGGCCACUUCCUCUCUCGCCGAGUUCACUCGCCUCUCCGCCUCCGGUCCGAUAGAGCGACUGAAAAAACUCUCCCAGCAGCCUACUCUGUCUGCCAUGGGCCUUAUGCUUGGCAAGUGGCUUCCCCAUUACACCUCAUUCUUUUUUUAA
Molecule: messenger RNA, 318 nt
Organism: Dibothriocephalus latus
Lineage: Eukaryota; Metazoa; Platyhelminthes; Cestoda; Diphyllobothriidea; Diphyllobothriidae
Source: the annotation of a GenBank genome assembly